This is a messenger RNA of Haliotis rufescens (red abalone), 1546 nucleotides long. Its product is annotated as L-rhamnonate dehydratase-like. The transcript has a single exon. Gene Ontology annotation, molecular function: hydro-lyase activity; magnesium ion binding. The record is from RefSeq and is a predicted model, not a curated record. NCBI's taxonomy places the organism in Eukaryota, Metazoa, Mollusca, Gastropoda, Lepetellida, Haliotidae. Bases 85 to 1374 code for a protein of 429 amino acids. Gene Ontology annotation, biological process: carbohydrate catabolic process; amino acid catabolic process.
CUUAUCUCGUCUCGUUCAUCUAGAUGUGUUGUAGUUCAGAGUGAAGUUCUGUUAUUUGUGAGCUAGCUUUCACUUUGAAGAACGAUGUCUGGAAAAGCGCGAGAGUUCCCCCGCGUCAAGGCAGUGAGGGCCUAUACAAUGGCACCUAGCAUGAAGGAUCAGGGAUCCGACUGCCAUGACGUUGUAGAUGAUCACUGGAUUAACGGAGGACUGGCACCAAUCGCCAACCCUAUGUCAGGAUAUCUUCAAUACAGAGCUUUCAGGAAAUCCUGGGGAAUCAACGCACUUGGAACUUUGGUAGUUGAAGUUGAAGCAGACGAUGGAACUACGGGCGUUGGCGUCACCAUCGGCGGAGAACCCGGAUGUUACAUCGUCGAGCGGCAUCUAAGUAGAUUUGUUGAAGGUCAAGAUCCUCGUGAUGUGGAACUUAUGUGGGAUCAGAUGUUCCGAGCUACACUGAACUAUGGGCGGAAGGGGUUGCCAAUACAAGCUAUAAGUGCCGUGGAUUUAGCUCUGUGGGAUCUUCUGGGCCGUUUGCGGAAUGAGCCAGUGUAUGCGUUGCUUGGCGGGAAAACUAAAGAUCGUCUGCCAGUCUAUUCAACAACGGGUCGUCCUGAUCUCGCCAAGGAAUUUGGGUUUGUCGGAGCGAAGAUUCCAUGUCCAUACGGUCCUGAUGAGGGAGAUGAAGGAUUGAGGAAAAACGUCGAGUUCUUCAAAGGAUGGAGAGAGAAAGUUGGACCCGAUUUCCCAUUGUCUCUGGACUGUUACAUGGCUCUGACAGUUCCUUAUGCUAUUCGUCUAGCAAAGGAAUUAGAGCCACUUGGUCUGAAAUGGAUUGAAGAAUUUCUGCCUCCAGACGAUUAUGAAGGCUACGGCGAGGUGAGGAAGGCACUGAGAGGUUCGAAAGUUCUUCUAACGACUGGAGAACACGAAUAUACAAGGUAUGGAUUCAGGCAACUUCUUAGUUCAAGAUGUGUCGAUGUUAUUCAACCAGACAUCACAUGGCUUGGAGGGAUUACAGAAGCCAGGAGGGUGGUUGCCAUGGCGUCAGCGCAUGACAUCUUGGUCAUUCCCCAUGGUUCAAGCGUCUACUCGUAUCAUCUUCAGUAUGCCUUCAGGAACUGUCCACUAGCGGAAUUCAUCAAUCUGAGUCCGAAAGCCGACAAGAUUACGCCCUAUUUUGGAGGGAUAUUUCCUGACGAACCUCUACCUAAAGAUGGCUUCAUUGACCUUCGACCAAGAGCUGGAUUUGGUGUGACAUUGUGUAAGGACAAUCUGACCAGACCGUACCAAAGGUCAGAGAAAGAGUCUUCCCAACAGGCAAACCAGAACAUAGAGAGAAAAGUACCAGAGAAGGCCUCUUUUCCAUUUUAAGAUUGACAGUUGGAUUGCUCGGUUCAUUGCCUGUGUGUCAUCAUCUAUGCUCAAUACUUUGUAAAAUAACAGAUGUUGAGACUACCAUUCGAUUAUGAUAUAAAAUGAAAGCAUACUGCAGCUUCUAAAAUGCCACUUAAAGACAUCAUAAAAUAAAUGUCAAGAAAUUGUA